Trichoderma asperellum CBS 433.97 is the source of this 1053-nucleotide messenger RNA. RefSeq lists its product as uncharacterized. The record is from RefSeq and is a predicted model, not a curated record. Gene Ontology annotation, biological process: NADPH regeneration. Gene Ontology annotation, cellular component: cytoplasm. Lineage: Eukaryota; Fungi; Ascomycota; Sordariomycetes; Hypocreales; Hypocreaceae. Gene Ontology annotation, molecular function: nucleotide binding; oxidoreductase activity.
AUGAAGCCUACCAUGGGAGUUGCUAUUAUCGGAGGAGGACUGUUCGUCAAAGGAUCUCAUCUGCCUGCUGUGCUCAAGUGCGAUCUCUUCAGCCUUGAGGCCAUCUACUCAAGGUCUCUGAAGUCAGCCCAAGAAACCGCUGACCUUGUUCCUGAUUCCGCCAAGAAGCCGGAUCUCUACGCUGAGGAUGCUGGUCCCAACAAGUCUUAUCAAGACCUCCUCAAACGAGAUGACAUCUCAGCCGUCAUCAUCGCCCUUCCCAUCCUCACUCAGCCCUCUUUCAUAGAGGCAGCCCUCGCCGCCGGCAAACAUGUCCUUGCUGAAAAGCCCAUCGCCAAGGACGUUGCCUCUGCUCGAGCCCUAAUCGCAAAUGCUCAACGUAUUUGCGCCACCAGCAACGCUACCUUUGCCAUCGCCGAAAACGUGCGCUUCUACCCAAGCUUUGCCUAUGCUGCCAGCGAAGCCGCAAAGUUUGGCAAAGUCCACAACUUCAGCGUUCGUGUCCUAUGGCGCGUUGAGCCAGAUAACAAGUGGUACAACACCGCAUGGCGCAAAACGCCUGAUUACCAGGGAGGAUUCUUGCUCGAUGCCGGCGUGCACUGGGCUGCCGCCACGAGGCUGCUGCUGGCUGGCGAGGGGAACAAACCGCAGUCGGUGCAGGCAUUUACUGCGCAAAUGUGCGAGCAUCUGCCACCAAUUGAUACUCUUAAUGCCAUCGUCAAAACUCAGUCAGGGGGAUCUGGUUCGUUUCAACACUCAGCUGGAUCUCUACUCCAGGCUUUUGAGUGGAGCUUCUCGUACGAAAAGGGCUCUGUCAAAGUUGCUGGAGAGACUGUCACAGUAAAACCGGUCGAUGGAGAAGAGUCUGUCAAAGAAUUUUCCAGGACCAAUGGUGUCACUGAGGAGGUAGCCGCAUGGGCACAGAGCAUUGUCGAUGGCACAGUCAACCCGCUACAGACGCCGGAACAGGCUCUUGCUGAUUUGGAAUUCAUGGAGAAGAUGUUUACAAGUGGAGAUGAGAAUGGAUCGACACAAAAGUAUGAGUUGCUGUAA